GAUGAGAACACUGGCGUGUAGGAGAAAUUGACCUUUCUGUUAGUCAGACUCGACAAGAGCGGGCACGGAAGCCAGCAUGGGUGCCGGUGAGAGUGCAACGAGGAAGGUGUCUUUUGGGCUCGACGAGGAUGACAGGGUUAGGGUGCUGCACGGAGUGAAGCUCUCGGAAGAUGUUCUGCAGAGGAUGCGGGACCAAGCCGGCUCCCCUGGUGCUCAAGCCCCUCCUCCGGAGAGCCACAGAGAAGGCCCCGGUACACAACCUGGUCCAACUGCUGCUGAACUGCGGGAGGAGCUACGUAGGAGGUACGAGAGGGAACAUGCCUUAGUGCAGGAAGAGCUGGCACGUAUUGCACGACAGGAGAGGGAGGCGGGACGCGAGGAGCUCAGUGCGGCUGUGCGGCGGGAGAGGGCCCAGGCUCGCGAGGAUGCGGAAAAGUCCAGGCAGCUGCCAGCAGACCUGGACGCCUGGGCUAAACAGCUGGAUAAGAAAGAGGCAGAGCUGAAGCGCCUGGCUGUUUUUUAUAAGGAGCAAUUGACACUGCUAGAGAAAAAGAACCUGGAGUAUUACAAAUUGGCAUCUGAGCAGUACCAGGAAGCUGCUGCUAAGGCUGAGGCCCACAUCAAGUCUCGGAGUACGACACCCGUCUGCGCUGAUCUGCAGGCCCAGAUCUUGAAUUGCUACAGGGAGAACCAGGGCCAGACACUGUGCUGUUCCAGCCUGGCCAAGGAGUACAUGCAGUGCAUCGACGCUGCCAAAAAGAGCCUGCUGGUGAAUCGUGGAUGAAGUGGAGAGCAGAAGUUGUUUUCUUUUCCACUGGGCAGCUUGAGCCUGAAUGCCAUCCGUCCCUUUUAAUCACAUCUUCAGUGCUGAGCCUUGCACUGAAACUGCAAACAGCAUGCCUUUUUUUUCUUUAUUUUUUGGCAUUGGAUUGUAUUAUCAUGAUUUAUUUAAAUUUGCACUACAUCAAUUGGGGUAAAAUAAAUCCCUACAAUCCUUAAGAAAGAGGAUUUCUGGUUGUGUGAGGCUUGAAUUUUAAUGCUGAACUUAGGAACCUGAAACAUAUUGUCAUCCUGAAUUGUAUUGUAUUUAUGAUCUAAUUAAACAACGGAGUUUUGUGGAUCUCUUAAAUGGAAAUUGUGCCUAUAUUUCCUUGCAAUGUUUCUCAAGGUGGAGGUCACCAAAUUCCAUUCCUUUUGCAGUCUUGAAACGGAAAUUUAGUGUUUCCACAGGCGUAGCUUAGACUAGUGCUAUAUGAGACAUUUGAAAGGAUCUUUUGAUCUUACAGCACUAGUUCACGAGCAUCCUCAGGUGACCUCUAAUUGUAUUAGGUUUGAGUAACGUAACUAAGCAGUCUGUUUUCCACAACUUUUGUUUCUUUUCUACCUGCUUACCAAUAUCUUCUACAGAUUUCAAAGCCUGCUGAAGUUAAUCACUUAUUUUCCCUCUGCACUUGCCUGCGCUUCCAUUCCCCGAGGAUCUGCUAAGGAACUCUUACUUCCAAAUGCUUGCCAUUCCGCAGUAUUCUCCUCCUGAUAUUGCCAUGUUGCUGUGGCAACAGCCUUUGCCAGCAAAAGGUGUGGCAGAAUCUUCAAGAUAACCCCUUCCUUUCCCCAAGGAGGAUCCUGGCAGGCACGGCUGCUGUCAUUUUGAAGCAGGACAGCGAUACUGUUUAUUCCAGGGUUCUUCUACUGGGAGUGGGGUGUGUUUAGUUGAGGUAAUAGUGGAAUAAAUAUCUGCUCAGUUCUAAGCUACACUCUGCACAGGUGAAAAUACAGACUAAAUUCAUAACUGAAUUCAUAAAUGCUUCCACCUCCUACAUGCAUGUUUGUCGUCUUCUGUCAAUUACUUCCUUGCAGUGACUGUAAAAGAGUUGUGUAACAUGGCUAACAUGUUUACAGAGCUUUAUAAGCAAAUACAUGUAACUAAAUGAACUUAACAUGAGCUAAAGGGUUCUGAACGAUCUACCUUUUAAAUAUUUGAUCAAAAAUAGAGAACUGUACCAUUUCAAGAAAUUCCCAAUAUUAUCAUCUAAAUUUGAAUUAUAAAAAAUCCACAGAAAUUAGUUUAUUUGUAGUUCUUGUAUAGCAACAGAAUAAAAAUGAAAGGUAUCAUUUACAGAAAUAUAAGCAGAGUUUUGUCUAUUUGGGGGAUUGAAACUUCCAGAUCUGAGAGACGUGUACUAGUGUUUUCUUGAGCAAGACUAAGGUUUGAGGAGCCUGUCACAUCAGUUAGAAGAUAAGUGAUCAUUUUUUUGUCAUUUGGAAAAUAGAGUUGAGGUCUGUCGAAGCAGAAUGGAGAUCAUAAUGAAUGUGUGAUAUCAUCCUUGAGUUCUUCGUACUAAUGGUGCAGGCCUUAGACACUGCACAUAACAUGAUAAUGUCAGUCUUGUACCACAAAGGCGGACUCUUCUCAUCAGAAACUGACACUAUAAAGUGUUUGACACUUGAGGAAGUCGUUCGCGUGAAAAACUCUAUUUUCUGCCGAUUUGUUUAGUGUGCAUGAAUGAAUCAUUCUCUUGUGUGUGUAUAUAUGAAAGACAAAGUACAAAAGAAUAUUCAUGAAUUCUUGAAAUGACAAACAUUUUAUGUUAACUAGUUUCAGUAAUCUGUAGGAAAAAAAAAAACCGUGUAUCGUUGAACUUUUUUUUAAAAAGACUAAAGGACUCUAGUACUGUUUAAUACCGUUGUGUUUUUUUUCUUUUUUUUUUUUUUUUUAAACUAGGGCAAGGGAUUGUGGUUCAUGCUCAAGCUGUAGGUGUUAAUGUGUAUUUAAAUGUUUUCCUGGAUUUAUUCACUUCAUUUCAUUUAAAAAAAAAAAAAAAUGCAGUCUUUAGUCUUUUAUAUUUUUGAAAUGGAUGCCAAUAUGUGAAGGUUUCUAAGAGCAGAAAGGAUUUCUGUGAGCUAAAAAAAAAAA
This is a messenger RNA of Scleropages formosus (Asian bonytongue), 2914 nucleotides long. RefSeq names its product MICOS complex subunit mic25a-like. The record is from RefSeq and is a predicted model, not a curated record. Bases 77 to 784 code for a protein of 235 amino acids. Gene Ontology annotation, cellular component: mitochondrion; MICOS complex. Lineage: Eukaryota; Metazoa; Chordata; Actinopteri; Osteoglossiformes; Osteoglossidae. The transcript has 10 exons.